AUGAGGCCUGCAACUUCAACAACAACUCCAAGAAACUCCACAUCCGCCAUAGAAGCAGGUUUUGGAAACUGGCACUCCCCAAUCCCUUAUCUCUUCACUGGCUUGGCCCUCGUUCUGGGCCUCAUCGCCAUGGCAUUACUCGUCCUCUCUUGCUCCUACUUGCAUUCCUCCUCUCAUUCCGACCCCGAUGCCGAACCCGAACAAAAGCCCGACAACGCUGCCCCCCGUUGCCACGACGAGGAUUCCAACCCAACGAUUGUUGUCAUCAUGGCUGGAGAUGAUAACCCUACCUUCUUUGCCAAGCACACAACGGUGUGA
Molecule: messenger RNA, 318 nt
Organism: Momordica charantia (bitter melon)
Lineage: Eukaryota; Viridiplantae; Streptophyta; Magnoliopsida; Cucurbitales; Cucurbitaceae
Product: protein GLUTAMINE DUMPER 2
Biological process (GO): regulation of amino acid export
Source: RefSeq, a predicted model, not a curated record